Carassius gibelio (silver crucian carp) is the source of this 1635-nucleotide messenger RNA. RefSeq lists its product as uncharacterized. The record is from RefSeq and is a predicted model, not a curated record. The transcript is spliced from 5 exons. NCBI's taxonomy places the organism in Eukaryota, Metazoa, Chordata, Actinopteri, Cypriniformes, Cyprinidae. The coding region runs from base 829 to 1470 and encodes 213 amino acids.
AUGUCAUGUUUCAUAUAAUGAACAACAACAACAACAAAACAUUAUGGAGCAAUUUUUUGGGUCCCCUCAAGGAAAACAGCUUACAAAUCAUACUUAAUUAUGUGUGUGUCAUUUACUAUGCUUUUCUGUGACAGAUCUGAUCUAUUAUUUUCACUAAUAUGUCAGGUAUGCAAUUUUCACUAAUAUGUCAAGUAUGCAAAUAGCUGUGACUAGAAUACAAAUAGACAGAUAUAUUCUUUAAUUUCCAAACGGGUGGAAACAAAGUCCCCCAUAUCUUCAAAGAUAUCAUACAUGCUCAGUUUCUGACAGUUGAUGCACUGCUGAGGCACAGGAAGUUGUGCAUUUCCUUCAAGACCACAAAGAUAGCAACUCGCUCUCAAACUAAUUUGCAUUAUUGAAAGAAAUCGGCCAAGCAUUAUAAUAUUUAAAAUGAUAACUGACUAAUUUUAGCAACCUGCCUGUAAGUUUACGCCUUCAGCUUGUAUUAAUAGAAAACAUAAAAAGUGUUUUUCCCAGCUGCGAGCAGUGUUAAGUUUGGUCACAGUUCAGCAGUGUGAAACUCUUCCUCUGCACUGACAACAUUAGCUCUGUAGGGGUCAGUAUGACAACGCUUCGAGUAGGUAAACACCUACAAUACAUUGAUUUUGGGGGAAAAUAAAGACUCAAAGUGAAUGUGUACUGUAAUACCACCCCAACGGUGUAGCACCAACUAUAAGCAGGAAGUUAGUUAGAGUUAGUAAGGUACACUUUUCUAAAGGCUGUCUAAGACAACUAGCAUUUGAAAACUUUGAUGUUAGACACAUUUACUUAUGGUGGAUUUCAGCAGGGAUGAAAAAUUAUCAAUGCUUCAUCUUCUCUACUCUCUUGCAACUGACUUUGGGUGCACAGAUAUCUAUAUGGGAGGGAUGGACUGUAUUGUUUCCUCUCCCCGAACUUCCACCGGAGACUUCCAUUGAUUCAGUCGAAUGGAAAUACCACACAAUCCACAAAACAAUCUUACUGGGCACGAUCAAUCUAAUGAAGAAACAGCAAUCAAGAAAUUUCAGCAAGAGGACUGGAAUGAAAAUAAUGGAGAACGGCACACUUUAUAUUGAAGAUGUAAAAGAUGAAGACUCUGGGAACUACUCUUGCACCAUCAUCCUCCAUGAUCGAAAGAUGUGGAUAGAGCAGAUUUAUCUUGAAGUACUUCAUGCUAAAGAAGUGACGACUGAACCGAACAGCAAAAUGUACACAACAUUUAAACCAUCAGUGCCCAGUAUUACUGUAACAGCAUUGAUCGCAAUAUCAGUGUGCUCAGCGCUCGCAAUCCUCACAACUGUAGCCACUAUUUUCAUCUUCAAAUGUGCAAAAAAAUGUUGCCACACAUCAGACGAACCCAUCUACGCCAAUAAAAUGGUCAUAAUUGAAGAAAAUAAGAGGUCACAGGUGGACAGAAGGACUGCAGAUAAUACAACCAGAUUAAAGAGAUAAAGAACCCAGCAAACAAAAUACCUUGGUUUUUCUCAGAAACAAAUGUAUAGGGUGCUAAAGUGGCGACGACAUGGUUUUGUAGGUCAGCCUGGAGGUUCGCAUCACCCUGUAGGAUUUAUUCAGUGGCUUUUGGAUAAUUGCAGAAAAUAAGAUCUGUGAUUCUUG